Musa acuminata AAA Group (dessert banana) is the source of this 846-nucleotide messenger RNA. Its product is annotated as glycine-rich cell wall structural protein 2-like. NCBI's taxonomy places the organism in Eukaryota, Viridiplantae, Streptophyta, Magnoliopsida, Zingiberales, Musaceae. Bases 1 to 846 code for a protein of 281 amino acids. The transcript has a single exon. The record is from RefSeq and is a predicted model, not a curated record.
AUGGCUAGAGCAGGAGUCUUGGCUGCUGCACUCCUGCUGCUGCUCUCUCUUCAGCUCAUUGCGGCAGCCAGACCGAUUCGACCCGCUGCUAGCGGAGGUGGCGGUGGAGGAGGGGGAGGUGGUGGUGGUGAUGGCGGCAGCUCGGGCUUCGGCCGUGGGUCAGGGUAUGGGUCUGGGUAUGGCAGUGGCGCAGGCUUUGGAAGAGGUGGUGGAGGUGGGGGUGGGGGCGGUGGCGGUGGCGGUGGCGGCAGUGGAGGCUCGGGACGCGGCGGUGGGUCAGGCUAUGGUUAUGGCUCUGGGUAUGGUGCCGGGGAGGAUGGGGGUUUUGGAAGUGGAGGCGGCGGCGGCGGCGGUGGCGGUGGAGGGUCGGGUUACGGUUCCGAUGGCGGUGGGGGCUCUGGGUUCGGUUCGGGGUACGGCUCCGGGUACGGGUCGGGAAGCGGUAUAGGAGGGGGCAGUGGUGGCGGGGGCGGGGGCGGGGGCGGGGGCGGUGGGGUGGGAUAUGGAAGCGGCACGGACGAGUCAGGUUACGGCUACGGUCGUGGAAGUGGAUCGGGAUACGGGUAUGGAAGCGAUGGGGCAGGUGGCGGUGGUGGUGGGGGUGGUGGCGGAGGAGGAGGAGGCGGCGGCUCCGGCGAUGGUUCUGGGUUUGGAAGUGGCUUUGGGUAUGGCGAGGGUUACGGGAUGGGCGGCGGCGGUGGUGGCGGGGGAGGAGGAGGCGGCGGUGGCGGAGGCGGGGGCUUGUCCUAUGGCUUCGGUCCUGGGAUGGGAUUUGGUUACGGGCCUUGGUACGGGUCCGGCUUCGAUUCGGGCUACCGAGGCAGCCGCGUAGGCGGCCGCGAGUAA